AUGUUUCCAUUUUCUUUGAUAGGGGAAGCCGCGAGGUGGCUUGAUUCCCACGUAGACAACCACUUUAGAUCAUGGGAACAACUCCACCGAGAGUUCAUGCAAGAGUUCUUUCCGUUGACCAAGACAUUGAAAAUAAGAAAGCAAAUCCAAGACUUUAAACAAGGGUCGUUGGAAACUUUAGCGGAUGCAUGGAGACGGUUUAAGACACUUAAACAUCAAUGCCCACCGGAUGUUCUACAUCCAUGGGAUGUCAUUAGUUCAUUCUAUUCCGGUCUCACCGAUGAAUGUAAAUUGCUUUUGGACUCAUCUUCUAGAGGAUCUUUCGUCUCUACAAGUCCCGAAGACGCGGAAGAGUUGAUAAGAACUAUUUCAUCAAAUACCGGGAAUUGGUACAACCAAAGGGAGUCCAAAGGAGGUUUGUAUGAAGUUAGUGCCGACACCGCAUCUCAAGCCAAGGUGGAAGCACUAGGACUUGAAGUCAAGAGGCUACAAGCACAAUUGGAAAAGAUGAAUAAGAGUCAAAGAGGAAAUCCGUGCAUGACAUUGGCUCUAUAUUGCGACAAAUGUGGGGGUGCACAUGGAGCACACGAAUGCACGUCCAACUACGAGGAUGUUCCGUAUGAACAAGUUGAGGCCGUGGGAUAUCAAAGGCCGAAUGACUACAAUACUUAUGGAAAUAACAACAACCAGAAUUGGCGUCAAGGUCAAGGAUGGCAAAACCAACCAUCCCAAAAUCAAUACAAUCCAAGACCAAAUCAAAGUGGACCGAGUUACAAUGCAAACUACAAUAGAGGAUACCAAGACAAUCGAGGGAAUCAAUACAACCCAAGACCUAACCAAGGAGGAGCGUAUCGACCACCUAUGUACCAAGGAAAUAACCAACAAAGAGAAGAAGCUCCUAAAGAAAGCAUGGAAGACAAAAUGGUGAGAAUGUUUGGCGAAUUAAGGCAAGAUGUGACCAAUAUGAGGCAAGAGUGGAAGCAAGACUUGAGGCAAGAGAUAUCCACAAUAAGACAAGAGGUCUCUAACUUGAGACAAGAAAAUAAUGCUUCCUUGAGACACUUGGAGACACAAGUUGCACAAAAAUCCAAGGCCUUAGCCGAAAGACCGCAAGGCACACUUCCGAUUACCACGGUGAAUAAUCCUCGGGAGAGGGUGCAAGCCGUAACCCUUCGGAGUGGAAAGGAGCUUCCCGAGCCGACAUUGCAGAAGAAUACUAUCUCCAAGAAUCCAAUUGAAGAAGAGAAAGUAGAGGAGAUCCUUGAAGAAAACAAGGAGCAAGAAAAGGAAACAUCUCCAUUACCCUCAAGUCCAAAAGCCACUCAAUCUCGAGAUAAAGGAAAGGAAAAGGUAGAUUUACCGAUGUACCAACCACCACUCCCAUUUCCCGGGAGGGUGAAGAAAANGCCGCGUUAUGCAAAGUUCUUGAAAGAUUUACUCACAAAUAAGAGAAAGCUAGAAGAGUCAACUACGGUUUUGCUAGGGGAGGGAUGCUCCGCCUACGUGCGCCAUCAACCACAGAAGCUCACGGACCCCGGAAGCUUCACCAUCCCAUGUCAAAUUGGCGAAGCCGAGUUUAAGAGAGCUCUAGCAGACUCUGGGGCAAGUAUCAAUAUAAUGCCCUUUUGUCUCUUUAAGAAAUUAGACUUGGGCACUCUUAAGCCCACGCGCAUUUGUAUCUAG
Molecule: messenger RNA, 1683 nt
Organism: Ipomoea triloba (trilobed morning glory)
Lineage: Eukaryota; Viridiplantae; Streptophyta; Magnoliopsida; Solanales; Convolvulaceae
Product: probable basic-leucine zipper transcription factor O
Exons: 1
Coding region: 1-1683 (560 amino acids)
Source: RefSeq, a predicted model, not a curated record